Molecule: messenger RNA, 3691 nt
Organism: Oryzias latipes (Japanese medaka)
Lineage: Eukaryota; Metazoa; Chordata; Actinopteri; Beloniformes; Adrianichthyidae
Gene: entrep2
Product: family with sequence similarity 189 member A1
Cellular component (GO): membrane
Source: RefSeq, a predicted model, not a curated record
UCAUCCUGCAGAAGACAGCGGGACAAUGGAGAGCUGGAACACGGCAGGAUGACACGUUUGGGGCUUUUUUUCUCUCGACUUUUGGGGAAUGGGUUAUCUACCAAAACACUCACCUGGAUCUCCGGAGGUUGAAUCUAAUCUGUAUAAUUUGUCUCGGGAAUAUUCCCUCGUCGCUCCGGUAACGCUCGUCACUCCGCUCACCUUUCUCCACCCAUCAGUCGCAGCGCGUCUUUAAUUGGAGGGACUCCGAGGAUAAUUGAUGGCGAUCAUCCUCCCCGGACUGUGAGCCCGCUGGCUGCGACACCUCUGCGCAGCUCUGCUCGGAUGCUUUUGUCCGCCGUCUGUCGCCAGUGUUCGUGCUUUCGGACCCUUCCGUGACCAUGCCGGUGAGCGCGCUGCCCCGCGGCGGCGGCAUCGGCGGCCCGGGAUCACUCAGCCCGGCGUCGUUAUCCCGCAGCCUGUCCCGGCUCAGAGAGAACCGGACUCGGACGCGGAUCAUGCUGGCUUUGGGGGUCUCUCAGAUGGUCCUGGGGAGUCUUAUCCUGGCGGUGAGCUUCACGGCUCUGGCGCUCACCACGUCCUCCAGAGUCCGGCAUUCAUGCCCGUUCUGGGCAGGAUUUUCGGUUCUGCUCUCUGGCCUGAUAGGAGUGGUGUCGUGGAAGAGGCCACUGUCUCUUGUGAUCACAUUCUUCAUGCUGCUGUCUGCAGUGUGUGUGAUGCUCAACCUGGCGGGCUCUAUCCUGUCCUGCCAGAACGCUCAGCUUGUCAACUCCCUGAAUGACUGUCAGCUGUGUGGAUGUGUGUUUUACCCUCCUACCCCCCAGGUCAAGUUAAGUGAUUCGGUGUGUGUGUGCUGCGAGAUGCCCAAGCAAGGCUCCAGCUGCAGCCAGGGAGAGACUCUGAGACUGACUCCUCUGCGGGACUGCAACACCAUACGCUUGCGUCUCAAGGAGCUGUUGUUUAGUGUUUGUGCCCUGAACGUCAUCUCCACCAUCGUGUGUGCUCUUGCCACUGCAAUGUGCUGCAUGCAGAUGGUGUCGACUGAUGUGCUGCAGAUGUUUAUGCCGCACAGAUCCAGAGCCUUAAAUGCAGACUGCGUGACCCCCUAUGGAACCAUCUUGCACCAAACCUUGGACUUUGAUGAGUUUAUCCCUCCCAUUCCUCCACCACCAUAUUACCCACCAGAGUACACCUGCACCCCGUCAAUGGAUGGACAGAGAGGCCUGCAUCUGGACUUUCCCCAUUCUCCCUUCAGCACUGUCUAUGGGGUCCCUAUUAACAGCCCAGGAACCAUUUACCCUACUGACUUACCCCCACCGUAUGAAUCUGUGGUGGGUCAAACUCCUGCCAGCCAGGUCACCACCAGCAUUGACCAGCAGGCCACUGAGUCCAGUCUCUGUGAGAGAAACACUACAGCAGGACUCAGCACGCAGGCCUCAGUGGACAGUGCAUCACUAAUGGUAUCGGAAGUGGCUGACCAUGACCAGACCUGCUCCUCUGAGGACUUGUGCUCCCUGGAGGUCCAGGGCUCUGACUCUUCUCCAUAUGGAUUGCUGCAGACGGCCCCAAAUGGCGGGAGCUGCACCAGCCUGGAGCUUUGCAUGCGUGCUUCCUCACGCUGCCAUCGGGGCAUGCCCAACACAGAUUCUCGCCCAAGCGAUACUGGAUACAGUGAGUCAUCUCACACCCAGGACUCACUAGAACGCUCACCAGACUGGUCCUCAGAGAACUUCAGCAAUCUGGACCAGGAGGAUUCAGCAGAGAACCCUCAUCCAUGUGAGGAGUUCAGGGCUGCAAUGCACAUCAGUGACGAACUGGCCUCAGCCAAACAUUUGCCGGAGGAUCCUCCUAAAGCAGCAACACACUCCCUAAUUAAAGCUCGGAUGAUGAGCAGGAAGCUCACCCUCCCUGUUGCCAUCCCACCACCGCCACAGCCUUGCUCCCCUACCUCUGUGGCCUCCUCUGGUGGAACAUCGGCUAUCAGCCCAUCAGCUCCUUCUCUUUCUCCUUCCCCUCCCACCAGGCCAAGAGGUCCCAGGCUGUGUUUUAGUGUUUGGUCUCCCUCUCCCACAUCCCAGCCCCCGUCUACCUCGGGCCAAAGUGGCCAGUCACCCUCAGAAAAGCCUCGGACGCUCAGAGCAGCCAGGAGGUACCGCAAACUGGCACGCAUCGUUCGCUCCACCAGUGACCCCAUCUCCUGCUCCACCACGACAGGAAGGGAAAAUAGUGCCUGCGCCUCCGGAAAUAACCUUCCUACUGAAGAGUUGGCUCCAGCAUGCAUAUCUCCAAAAAAUGAACCAAGAGGUGUUUCCACAGAAGUGAUUGGAGGUAAACUGAGUCACGCGCAUGUUUCAAAACAGCAGAAAGAGGGCAGAAAAACAGACAUCCCCUUGAAAUCCAGAUCCCUCCAUGCACACUCCCCCCACGAGCGCCCGCACUCCCUCGCCGACCUCAAGAUGUACAAAGACACCAAAAUAUUAGUGGCCAAGUUCCUGGAGCAUUCAAGCUGCAGUCUACCUCCUGAAGUCCAACAAGUUGUCAAUAACAUCAAAUGUGUGAUCAAAUCGGAUGAGAAACACAUGGAAGAGGCUAUCUUCAGUGCAAAUGUCAUCGAUCAGGUGAUGACCCAGCAUAUCGUUAGCAGUCCCAGAAAGCGCGGAUACGAGGAUCUUCACCUCCAGAGCUGCGGUGCUUUGAGUUCCUCCCCAUCCCCAUCCAUUCGCCGCCCAAAAAAUCUCCCACAGACAACCAGCUCCCCUGUUGACCCACAGGGUUCUUCUGAACAAAGCCUUGAGUGCAGAGAAACUAUUCUCUGACCACUAUCUUAACAUGGACUUGGGCUUAAACUCUGAGAGCAUUCCAGGUGCAGGUGUUGCUGUCCUGUGCAGCAGAUCUCUGUGGAGUAUUUCACAACUUUCUAGAUUUUUUUUUUUGAUUAUUCUUUUUUUGCAUGGCGUGAUUGCAGCACAAAGCAACUGAAAUGCCGUUGUACCGUUCCUAGUGCCCUGUGAGAUCAUGCCAAGUCUUCAGCAGAAAUGGUAGCAAACUCACGCAGAGCCUGCCAGUGUCUGUCGUGGCUUCUAUCUCAUCAGAAGAAAACAAAAAAACAAAAACGAAAGAAUGUCUCUCCCCUCAGGUAGCCUUUUGUACCGAGGUUCAUCUGUCCAAAGGGAAAGAAAGACGCAGCUUGGAAGUUUGAAAAACUGUGAUUCAAACACAAAGGAGAUUGUGCUGACAGUAUCAUUUCUUGUUUUCAAAAAGAAACAGAGAAGAAACGUGUUGUAAUAAACUGUGACCUGACCUGAUAGGGCAUUACUAGCCAUUGUCUGCCGACUUUGUGGGAUUGUUAACGAUAGGGUGAUCGAUAUUUUGUGGUUCAAGAACAUGACAGAUGUGGAUUAUUUAACUUACCUCAUUGUGUUACAAUUCUUAUCAGUGUAACAAUAAAAUAUGCAUUUGUAUACAGGGGUAUGUGUUUUUAUUUUUUCAGUUUAUGUCAGUUAACAUGUCUUAAUUGUGAAAUGCAGAAUUUAAAAAAGUUAUGAAAAAUAAUUUAGGAUCAAGAAACAAUAUAAUAUCAGUUAACUUUCCCAGUAUCUGUAUUGUAAAAGACUUAUAUUUUGUGAAUGCAAUCAGGGAUGUUUGAUGAAAAAAAAAAUGUAUUGCCAGAAUAAAUGAAUGAAUACUUUUA